Messenger RNA from Pocillopora verrucosa, 2076 nucleotides. RefSeq names its product steryl-sulfatase-like. Lineage: Eukaryota; Metazoa; Cnidaria; Anthozoa; Scleractinia; Pocilloporidae. Gene Ontology annotation, molecular function: arylsulfatase activity. The record is from RefSeq and is a predicted model, not a curated record.
CUAAUUGCCAGUAGGAUGUGGGUCGCUUGGUUGGCAGUAAUCUUCUCACUUGAGAUAUUCAGCGUGGCAUUUGCAAAGCCCAACGUUCUUGUGUUUCUUGUGGAUGACCUUGGAAUCGCUGAUCUGGGCUGCUUCGGCAACGAUACGAUGAAAACUCCGAAUAUCGAUCGCUUGGCUGAACAAGGAGCUCGUCUGCAACAUGAUGUAACGCCAGAUUCUAUCUGCACGCCAAACAGGGCAGCAUUUCUAACAGGAAGAUAUCCCAUUCGGUCAGGACUGGCUUCAGAUCAGAAACAAAUAAGAGUGUUCAUUUUUUCUGCUUCCUCUGGCGGUCUGCCUCAAAAUGAAACAACAUUCGCCGAGAUUGCAUCUGCUGCUGGCUACAAAACAGGUAUGAUUGGAAAAUGGCAUCUGGGACUGCAUUCCUCGACAAGCUCUGAUUUUCACUACCACCCACUAAGGCAAGGUUUUCACUAUUACUAUGGUCUGCCUCUUACCAACUUGAGAGACUGUGAGCCUGGGAGUUUUGUUAUAGAGCACAUCAUCCCAGGCUUCAGACCCACAAAUAUCCUAAUUGCAGCAACAAUUAUUGGAUUAACACUACACAUCUGCUACCUAAACAGUUUGAUAAGCAAGUCAGUUUUCUUUUCCUUACUUACAAUAACUGUUUUUAUUUGUUUCACACUAUCGGCGGGCCUGAUCAUUCUUGCAGGAUUCAACUGCUUUCUGAUGAAAAACUUUGAAGUUAUAGAGCAACCAGUUGUUCUAGAAAAUCUAACAGCACGGUUUACUGAUGAAGCAGUGAACUUCAUCCAUAAGAACAAAGACAACCCCUUUCUCCUUUUCAUGUCAUUUGCCAAAGUGCAUACAGCUUUGUUCACUACAAAGCCAUUUGCUGAUCACAGUGUUCAUGGUCGUUAUGGUGACAAUGUAGAGGAAAUGGAUUGGAGUGUGGGUCAGAUCAUGGCUUCUUUAGAGGAACUAGGUUUGAGGGAAAACACAUUUGUGUAUUUCACAUCUGAUAAUGGACCUCAUUUAGAAGAAAUAAGUCCAUCUGGGGAUUACCAUAGUGGAUGGAAGGGUAUUUACAAAGGAGGCAAAGGGCAAUGUUGGGAUGGUGGUGUGAGGAUGCCUACAAUAGCGUCAUGGCCAGGUCACAUUCCAGCUGGGAUCUCAAUUGAUCAGCUCACCAGUUCUAUGGACUUAUUACCCACAGUUGCCAAACUAACCGGCACAGACCUUCCACAGGACAGAGUUAUUGACGGAAAAGAUCUCUUACCGCUAUUGACGAACCAGACAGAGGAAUCUUCCCAUGAAUUUAUUUUCCAUUACUGUGGAAAUCAGGUCCAUGCUGUUCGUUAUCAUCCAAAGGACAGUGACAUUGUUUGGAAGGCACACUUUAUGACGGCUAAAUGGACUGAGGGAACUGAAAUGUGUAGUGGGCGUGGUAUUUGCGGCUGUCAUGGACAUCUUGUCGAAGUUCAAAAUCCACCUCUUCUCUACGAUAUGACAGAUGAUCCCGCAGAGAGUUCGCCACUUGCUUCAAACAGUCCAGAUUACAAGGCGGUUAUGGAAAAUAUUUACCUGGCUUUAAAAACACAUAUUAGAGGAAUUCAUAAUGUCCCUGGUCAGUUGGGUUAUAAAAAUAUGUUUUACCCAAGAUUACAAAUGUGUUGUAAUUUUCCUUACUGUAGUUGUAAGGAGAAAGACGGACAACUGGAACAUUUUCCUGAAAACGUAUGAGGCUUUAUUUUAGAUAAACUGAAAAUAAUAGGUUAUUUAUCUGAUUUCAAGAGUUUUAUUAUUGGCGAAUGAAUCUAUUAUUUUUGCGUUCAUUUUCAAAUGUUGUAUGUCUUGAUUUUGAAUGACAUGUAAUGAUGGCGCUGAAGUACUAUCGACUAUUGGUAACUGGAUUUAUUGGGAGUUCGUGUCACCGGAAGUUCGUGUAAUGGCAAAAUCGUGUCUUCGGGAGUUCGCGUUACGGCAAAAUCGCGUGAACCAAUCAAUCAAUCAUUUUAUCUAGUGAUGCAGGUUACAAAAGCGGCAGCCAUGAGGCUGAUGUGGACCUACAAUUAA